Messenger RNA from Dromaius novaehollandiae (emu), 5886 nucleotides. It is a transcript of the gene OPRM1, whose product is annotated as opioid receptor mu 1. NCBI's taxonomy places the organism in Eukaryota, Metazoa, Chordata, Aves, Casuariiformes, Dromaiidae. The transcript is spliced from 4 exons. Gene Ontology annotation, cellular component: plasma membrane; neuron projection. Gene Ontology annotation, biological process: G protein-coupled opioid receptor signaling pathway; sensory perception of pain; neuropeptide signaling pathway. The record is from RefSeq and is a predicted model, not a curated record. The coding region runs from base 175 to 1392 and encodes 405 amino acids. Gene Ontology annotation, molecular function: neuropeptide binding; G-protein beta-subunit binding; morphine receptor activity.
GGGCCUCCCGCGGCCGCGGGCUCCUCCUCCCGGGCCCGCCCGCCGCACACACGUGCCGGCGCCCGGCGGCGGGGCGCGCCGUCGGGGCGGGCGCCGCCGCCUCCCCGGCACCGCCCGCGCCGCCGCCACUCGGGCUCGCCGCGCCGGCCGCGAGGCUGGCGGCCCCGCCGCGCCAUGGCCGUCGCUUACCUGCUGGGCAACGGCUCCGCGCCGCUCCUCGCCGGCGCCCUGGAGGCGCCCUUCGCCGCCAACGCCUCCGCCUGCCGCCCCGCCGCGCCGCCCUGCGCGGCCGCGCCGCCGGGCGCCUGGGACAACGGCUCGGCGGCGGCGGGCUGGGAGCGCCCCGAGCCCUGCGGCGGCGGCAACGGCAGCGUGGGCGGCGGCGGGCCCUGCGCGCCCGCGGCGGGCGGCCCCUCCGUGGUCACGGCCGUCGCCAUCAUGGCCCUCUACUCCGUCGUCUGCGUGGUGGGGCUCUUCGGCAACUUCUUGGUCAUGUAUGUCAUCAUCCGGUACACGAAAAUGAAGACUGCCACCAAUAUCUAUAUUUUCAAUCUUGCAUUGGCAGAUGCUCUAGCAACAAGUACUCUGCCAUUCCAGAGUGUGAAUUACUUGAUGGGAACAUGGCCAUUUGGUACAAUCCUGUGUAAGAUUGUUAUAUCCAUAGACUACUACAAUAUGUUCACCAGUAUCUUUACACUCUGCACCAUGAGCGUGGAUCGCUACAUAGCUGUUUGCCACCCAGUCAAGGCCCUUGAUUUCCGUACUCCCAGAAAUGCCAAAAUUGUCAAUGUCUGCAAUUGGAUUAUUUCUUCUGCCAUUGGCCUACCAGUUAUGUUCAUGGCAACUACUAAAUACAGGCAUGGCUCUAUUGACUGCACACUUACAUUCUCCCACCCUGCUUGGUAUUGGGAGAACCUCCUGAAAAUCUGCGUGUUCAUCUUUGCCUUCAUCAUGCCAGUCCUGAUCAUUACCGUGUGCUAUGGGCUGAUGAUUUUACGCCUAAAGAGUGUUCGCAUGUUAUCUGGCUCCAAAGAGAAGGACAGGAACCUGCGGAGAAUCACAAGAAUGGUUCUGGUGGUGGUGGCAGUGUUUAUCGUGUGCUGGACUCCCAUCCACAUUUAUGUCAUAAUUAAAGCCCUGAUCAACAUUCCAGACACUACUUUCCAGACUGUCUCCUGGCACUUCUGUAUUGCUCUAGGGUAUACAAAUAGCUGCCUUAAUCCAGUCCUGUACGCAUUUCUAGAUGAGAAUUUCAAAAGAUGUUUCAGAGAGUUCUGCAUCCCCACUUCCUCCACCAUUGAGCAGCAAAACUCCACUCGAGUCCGACAAAACACUCGUGACCAUGCUUCCACUGCCAACACUGUGGACAGAACUAACCAUCAGCUUUUAUGAAAACUGGAAGAGCAAAACAAGUUCUGACCUCCUACAGACAUGAAGGAGAUACACAAAGACACACCAAGAAGCAUCUCAGCCAUAACACUGAUGGUGUGAGCAUUUAUGAAAGUAGCACAUGGCCCAUGAAGCAAAAUUUUUCUAAGGGAGAAAAGGCAGUGGCUAAUCAGGCAUGCAAAACCUGGAAGUGCUGUAAGACUGGCGCGUUUCACAUCUGUGGGGGAUAUAUCCUGUGUGACAAUCAACUAGCUUGUUGUGGCAAAAUGCAUGGAUUACAUUUCUUCUACAGUCAGCUUUGUGUCAACUUACUAGCUUAAGAGCUUGGCUCACUUUAAUUUUCAGGAAAGCAUAUGCAAUCUUAUAAGUACAUUUGCAUGAAGAGGAAAAACAGAAUGGGAAUGACAGAAUCUUGGAAAAAUCUGCUUGCAAAAUACAACUGCUUACUGUGAACUUUUCUCUGUGUGUCCCAAUAUUGGUAGGGAAUUCUAGUGAAGGACCAGAUAGCAGCCUUUGCAAAUGAAUAAAUUGUUUUGAUGUCAUUGAUACUAACCUGAUUCAUAGCAAAGACCUGUGACAAGUAUUUUGAAAUAGCUGUGUACUUCAGGUGCACAGAAGCUGUCUGCGUUAAUUUAUCUCCUAAAUUAAAAAAUGCUUGAACUUUUUUUUUGAAUUUAAGAUACUUUUUAGGAAAAAAGCUAUUAAUGUAUCUUUUCCAAAUACCUUUUAUUUUUGUUGAUGUUAAUAACACAGAAAAUCCCACUCAGAAAAAAAUGGGUUAGUAAUAAUAAUAGAAAUCUGAGAAAUUGAGUUCAUAUAAAUGAAUUAGUUUCUUUGUGAGUGAUUUAAGUUUUCACAAGAGCCUCACCCAAAAGUAUCCAAGCAACUAACAAAUUAUGUACAGGCACAUUUACAGGCAUAUUUAGUCAUUUUCUGUAGCCAUUUUUUGUAUUUUCAGCUUCUAAUGCUUUCUGCUUAACCACUGAAUUUUCUAAAUGUCUUAAGGGAAGCUGCAAGUCCUCCUCACAUUCUGAAAAUAAGGCCUGAGUUACUGUAAGUUAUCUGCAGUAACCGGAUGUUCUGGUAUUUGUGUUCAGUCCUGAAAGCUUUGCCCUCAUUACUUGGCUUGGCAUCAAAGAUGUAGAAAUAAAAAGGACACUGGAUUAUAGGAAAAUUAUUUUUGAGCUGAAACAAGCAAAAUUUGAGCAAAAUUUGAAAGCCAGCUUCACUCUGAUAAGUUAACUGAAGAAGGUACUUUCUUACAUUUUAAUUUUCCCAGUGCUAUGUGGCAGAUCACAAAGAAUGUUGGGGAAUGUUGGAGGGUCCUAUGUAGAAACAUGGCAAAAGUAGGGCAGAUUCUGUAACCUCAAGCCUUGGCAAAUUUGCUUCUGCCUACAUUAUUAGAGAACGGCUUUUCUAGGUACUAUUAGAAAAUGGGCACAUCUCCUUUGUAAAUAAUACGGUAUUUGAGUAAUAAUGAUAGAUCGUUGUCUAUUGCUAAAUUCAGGAUAUCCUUAAAACAAAGCUUUCUUUUACAGCUGAUUUGCACUGACAUGGCACUUUGUCAAUCUUUUAGGUAUCAAUGAAAAGCCAAUGUGUUUGUCAGACUAUUUUAUAAAGAAAACAAGAGUAAACUAUGCUAUGAGGACUAAAACUAAGUAAUCUUCCAAGGCUGCAUGCAUUUGUGGCAUUCUCAAAUCGUGAAUAAAUGGGGGACAGAACAUCUCAUUCUUUCCUUAAUAGAUUAGAAAGUUUAAUGGUUUAAAAGCAAACAAACAAACAAAAAGAAGCAAAUAGAAAUACUUCCACUUUAUACAAUUCAUGAAGGUAAGUGAAUAUGAACUUUGAAAUUCAUUUCUGAAUCAGACUUCUCCAAAAGAAAGGGACAUUCAGAUUUAGGAUCAGCUCAGUUUCUGGCCAAAAAGAGCUAAGGAGGAACAUCCCCAAUAGAGAAUUUUAAAAAAACUCCCUGAGAAUAGCAUCUUAAAAUGAACACACAUGUGAGUUAUGUUUUGGCCUUGGAGAAAUCUUUCUUUAAACCCAUCCUCACAUACUCCACUCUGCUGGAAGUCCUUGGAAAACAAUGCAGUUAGAAAACAUGCCUUCCUUCCUCCCCCGAAACCCUCAGCCACGUGCCGUUUCUGCUGUACUAACACAUCCUCUCUCUUGUGUCAGUGAAGGUUCAUCUGUGACUCUGCUUCCCAUGCCACAAAUACUUUACCCACGGAGUCUCCCACCCUGCAUCCAACAAGUUCUAGCGCUGCAGGGCUGCAUUUGUUAGAUGGCAAAAAAGGUUGGAGACUUUCAGGAUGUGGGGCGUAAUAUGCAGAUGAAAAUAUUUAUAGUGCUAUUGUGCCGAAGUAAGAAGAUUACUUAGCGUAGGUACCACGGGCACACAGGGUGGAGGAUUUGUUGGGGGUCUGAUUUAAUUCCAUCUCAGAAUUUAAACUAGAUUUUAAAUGCAAGUCCAAAUUUGGAAUAAAGCAUUAGCUGAUUUACUGAUUUGAAUACAGAAAAGCUGUUAAUGUAUCAUCUAAAAUGCUAACUUUGCUGCAAUUGCUAUAAGAGAGCAAAAUCAUUCCACGUUAAUGAAACUGAUAGUGGAUUCCCCUCUAGAAAGAAAAAAAUUCUCAUUCAAAUAAGACAGCAUUUCAUAUACACUAAUGUGCCUUUGCCUUUAAAAAUCAGGCAUGAACUUUUUCCUGUAAUCAUUCCCUCUGCUGUUGCUGUUUUAUAACAGAAGAAUAGUCUUGCCCUAGCGCCUGGGCUAGUUGUUCAUUCGGCUUUGUACAGCAGCACAGUAGCUGCAAAUGAGAAGUAAAUUCCUCUUAAACACUCACACAGAUACACGCACACACAUACAGAGAACCUUGCGGGAGGGAAGAAAUCAAGUAAUUGUUCAUUGUAUUUGCAAUUUCUUUCCUUUCAGUUGGAACUUCAAGAAGCUGAAACUACUCCACUGCCGUGACAGGGCCUCCUGCCGCAUAGCUCAAAGCAAUUGCAAACCAGUGCCACAGUGUGUCUGUGCAGUAUGCUGUGGGAAUGUGGAGCAUACACUUUCCCUCAAAAAACAGAGGAAAGUGCCUGCUUUUCCGAUCUGUCAAAAACUGCUUCUGCAGCACCUCUGCAUUGCACGUAACACAAGUGUGAAAUUUAGUAGCAAGCAGAGCCAAGAGAUUCAAGGGCUUUCUAAGCACCAGUGUUCAAAACUUACAUGUUUUCCAGGAACGCAUUAGUCUAACACAAAGCUGUUCUACUUGUAGCUAUCUGACAUGAUCUGAGCAGUUACAGUAGUGUUAAACAGGUUGGAAAUAAAAAUUCAAAGGAUAGACAAUUACACUUUGAAAAAGAAAUGUGAGCUUUUGAUGAUGAAAUUGUAAUACUGUUGGGGUCUAGAUUUACACUUUAAAAUGUCUUUGUAAAGGUGUUUUCUGUGCAGGUUACUUAUGUGGAAAAUUUUCAUGAGAUCAGCUAGAACGAUACCUUUGCAACUCAAGUUGUGGUCUCUUACAAGAGUUGUUUGUUCUACAGUUUCAGAGGAGAAUAAUUCUUCUGAUGCUCAUUCAAAAAAAAAAAAAACUCCAAGCUGCACCUUACUCUUCUAGUUCUUGCAUAGAAGCAAGACUUUUACAAUCAAAACAGUGAGCUGCCACUUCUAAAGGAGAUAAGAAUAAAUAAAAGAUACAAAGGUUUGAUCUAGGGCACGUUGCUAUCGACCGGAGAAUGAACUCCAAAACAAGAUUGAUUCUAUUACUGUAAAUUCCAGUGUGAAUAGAAACAGAGCUAUAAGCUUCUCAGACCUAGCAUAGGCUGUUGAUGAAUUCUCUAUAACUUAGUUUCUCAAGUUCCAACUGCACAAUCAGCAACAUUUCAAAGUUGUGCAACCUUUUUUUUUUUUUUUUUUUUUUUUGGUAAAGCACUUUGGGAUCCUUCAAGAUGAAAGGAACUAUAUGAAAUGUAAGGAACUAUAUGAAAUGUAAGUCAUCAACAGUCCCUAUGUGAAGUGCUUGGAGCAGAUAACACAUUAGACCUUUUAAAGAAAAGUUACAUUUUGCUAGGAAAUAUUUUUCUUAACCAAGUCCAUAAUGUGUUUGCUUUUCUUACUAACGUAAUACAGUCUGCAUCUCUAUUUUGUAUUAGCUACUAAAACACAUAAAAAUUUAUGAAAGAAACAUUGAACUGAAGUAAAUUCCAUCUUAGCUGUUUUCUAGUAUGAAAAAUGGAAAUAUCCAUGUAGAUAAUUCGUGUUGCAAUGCUAUUUUCUAGCCAUUGUUUGUUAUUUGCUUUGUAAAUAAAACAUCAGUAGUUACCAGGGGGGAAAAGUGCUUUGAUGAAUUUAUGUGUAUUCUAAAACACAACUGUAUGGAACAGUUUUCUUUUUCUGAAACCACACUAUAUUUCUUAUUCUCAUUGUUAAAACGUGUGUGACAAAAUAUGCUUUCCGUGUGAAAUUGUUUGUUUCUGCCAUGGUCUGUGUAAUAAAGAUUGAAGGCCAAA